This is a messenger RNA of Penicillium chermesinum, 1623 nucleotides long. Its product is annotated as glycoside hydrolase family 32 protein. Lineage: Eukaryota; Fungi; Ascomycota; Eurotiomycetes; Eurotiales; Aspergillaceae. The record is from RefSeq and is a predicted model, not a curated record. The coding region runs from base 1 to 1623 and encodes 540 amino acids. Gene Ontology annotation, molecular function: sucrose alpha-glucosidase activity. The transcript has 2 exons. Gene Ontology annotation, biological process: sucrose catabolic process.
AUGAACACCUUGCGGCUUCUAUACUUGAGCCUGUGGGCUGGAAUCACAUGGGCGGCAAGCUUCCACGAGCCAUACCGUCCUCAGUUCCAUUUCUCGCCCACGAAGAAUUGGAUGAAUGAUCCAAAUGGCUUACUGUACCAUGACGGGACCUAUCACUUGUUCUUCCAGCACAAUCCGUAUGGAAUCCAAGAUGGCAAUAUCUCUUGGGGUCAUGCCACGAGCCAUGAUUUGAUGCACUGGGAACACCAGCCGAUUGCUCUUCUCGCGCGUGGCUACCCACAGAAUGUCACCGAAAUGAUCUUCACUGGAAGUGCUGUUGCGGACACAAACAACACCAGCGGAUUGGGCGUCGACGGAAAGAUCCCUCUGAUUGCUAUCUAUACCUCUGCAUAUCAAUACGCACAGGAUCUACCCAGCGGGAAAUCUGUCAAAGCCAACCAGCAGUCUCAGUCUCUCGCCUAUAGCUUGGAUGAUGGCAAGACUUGGUCUUAUUACGACGCCCUCAACCCAAUCAUCGAGACCCCGGCCGCUCCGUACGAAGACCAAUGGCAGAACUUCCGCGACCCAUUCGCCUUCUGGCACGACGAGACACAAAAGUGGAUCCUCGUCACAGCGCUGUCCGACAUUCACAAACUUAUGAUCUGGACUUCAGACAAUCUUAUCGACUGGACAGUCGCUAGUGAAUUCGGACCCGUGAACGCCGUCGGCGGCGUCUGGGAAUGCCCGAAUCUCUUCCCAUUGCCCUUCAAAGCCGACAAGACAGGGUCAAAGUGGGUCCUUGUCGUCGGACUGAACCCCGGCGGACCACCGGGAACUGUCGGGUCUGGCACGCAGUACUUCAUCGGCGACUUCAACGGGACUGCAUUCGUUCCAGACGCCGAUAGCGCGUACCCGGGCAACGAGACGGCAAAUUGGAUGGAUUGGGGCCCGGAUUGGUACGCUGCUACUGCUUGGAAUGGCCUACCCGAGGAUGACCAUGUCCAAUUAGGCUGGAUGAAUAACUGGCAAUAUGGCUCGAAAAUUCCCACAAAUCCAUGGCGCGGGGCGAUGGCGUUCCCUCGGCAUCUGUCGCUGAAGCAGGACGGGGAGAAGGCUAUCCUUCUUCAAUGGCCCCAUCAGAACAUUACAGAGCUGAGAGGAAAGGAAAGAUUCCGACGAUCUUGGUCAUCUCUCCGAAACGGCGUUCAGGAUCUCGGCCCUCAAGAACGACUGCUCGAUAUCGAACUAGCGUUCGCCGACCAAGGUAAAACGACUUCGGGCACGUCUGAAGCCGGCAUCAUUGUUCGAGCUACGUCAGACUUGAAGACUCAGACACGUAUCGGCUAUGACUUCGAUAAAAAGUUAAUGUUUGUCGAUCGCACCAAGUCUGGCAUCACAGACAUCGACAAGACGUUUCCGACCAUCUACCAUGCUCCACUCACACCAGACGAGCACGGAAUAAUCAAAUUACGGAUUUUACUAGACUGGGCCGGGGUUGAAGUCUUCGGAGGUGAAGGAGAGUCUACCCUUACCGCCCAGAUAUUCCCAUUCGCAAACGCGACACAUGUCCAAGUAUUUUCAAAGGAUGGGAGUACGGACGAUGUUUCUCUCAAAAUAUCGGAGUUGACUUCGAUCUGGAGCUGA